Messenger RNA from Eurytemora carolleeae, 2512 nucleotides. RefSeq names its product potassium voltage-gated channel protein Shaw. The coding region runs from base 405 to 2279 and encodes 624 amino acids. Gene Ontology annotation, biological process: potassium ion transmembrane transport; protein homooligomerization. Gene Ontology annotation, cellular component: voltage-gated potassium channel complex; dendrite membrane; neuronal cell body membrane. Gene Ontology annotation, molecular function: protein binding; delayed rectifier potassium channel activity. Lineage: Eukaryota; Metazoa; Arthropoda; Copepoda; Calanoida; Temoridae. The record is from RefSeq and is a predicted model, not a curated record. The transcript has 15 exons.
GGCCUUAAAGUAAAAAGUAAUUAUAAGAAAUAUGGCAGAUGCAUUUAUUUCAGCUUCGACUCUAAUCCUUUUCAUGAAAGAAAUAUAUAAUAAAUUCUAUAACAUGAAGAUAAUCCAGCUCAACAAAAUCCUGUUUUAUAUAUUUUCCUGUUAAACUUACCCAAUUAUUGCAUUUGAACACCUAAAAAGUAACUUUAGCAUGUUAAAACAAAUUUGAAAUUUAUUAAUUAUUUAAAAUGAACUGUUUCAUCACUACAUUGGUUAAAACUUGAAUUAAAUUUUGUAUUCAGAAAAAAUGAGGUAAGUAUAAGAAUAAGUGAAUUAUGAUGAAUCCGGAGACUAGUCAGUGAAAUAAUGUGUCAAAUGAUUUAGUUACAAACCAACGUGAAACUGAGUUAGCCGUGAUGGACGCAGAAAAUCGCGUGAUCCUAAACUGUGGCGGGAUUAGACAUGAAACAUAUAAGACGACGUUAAAAAAGAUCCCAGCAACCCGACUGUCAAGGCUCACGGAAGCUUUGGCCAAUUAUGAUCCAAUACUAAAUGAAUAUUUUUUUGAUAGACAUCCCGGUGUUUUCGCUCAGAUUCUUAACUAUUACAGGACCGGAAAGUUACAUUAUCCUACUGAUGUAUGCGGACCUCUGUUCGAAGAGGAGCUUGAGUAUUGGGGACUUGAUAGUAACCAGGUCGAACCAUGCUGCUGGAUGACAUAUACUCAGCACAGAGACACACAAGAGACCCUGGCUGUGCUGGACCGGUUGGAUCUAGAUACUGAUAAACCAAGUGAUGAGGAGUUAGCUAAACGGUUUGGUUACGAAGAUGCAUAUUACAAUGGUGCUGUUUCAAAAUGGAUGAAAAUAAAGCCUAAAAUCUGGAGUACAUUCGAUGAACCUUAUUCAUCCCCUACGGCAAAGAGUGUCGGUAUUGUUUCUGUGUUUUUCAUCUGUACCUCUAUUCUAACCUUCUGCCUGAAAACACAUCCAGAUAUGAGAGUUCCAAUUAUUCAUAAUAUUACAGUUAGAACUUCGCAAAAUACAACAGCUUGGACUCUGGAUAAAUAUGGGACAAACGCUCAUGAUGCUUUCUUUUAUGUGGAGUGCGUUUGUAAUGCGUGGUUCACAAUUGAGCUUCUAAUUAGAUUUAUUUCGUGUCCCGAUAUAUGUGAUUUCGUACGCAGUUCUGUCAAUAUUAUAGACUGUAUUGCUACCCUUAGCUUCUACAUAGAUCUGGUGUUAGCUCAGCUAGCUUCCCAUCUAGAGAACGCUGAUGUUCUGGAGUUCUUCUCAAUCAUUAGAAUACUUAGGCUCUUCAAACUUACAAGACACUCAUCUGGACUUAAAAUCCUACUUCAGACUUUCAGAGCUUCAGCUAAAGAACUAAUGUUACUGGUUUUCUUCCUGGUAUUGGGAAUCAUUAUCUUUGCUAGCUUAGUGUAUUAUGCAGAACGAAUACAACCCAACCCUCACAAUGACUUUAAUUCAAUUCCCCUUGGACUGUGGUGGGCUCUUGUAACCAUGACUACAGUAGGAUACGGAGAUAUGGUUCCUAAGACCUAUCUAGGGAUGUUUGUAGGAGCACUAUGUGCUCUAGGAGGUGUACUAACUGUAGCUCUUCCAGUUCCUGUCAUUGUUUCAAACUUCGAGAUGUACUAUUCACAUACACAGGCCAGAGCUAAGCUGCCAAAGAAACGGCGACGAGUGGUCAACGUUGAUGUCUCUGAGGUCAGAAGAAAUAGAAAUCGGUCAACUUCUAGAUCUGUUACAAGUAAACUCAACAUGAGUAAGCUUGGAAUGGGCUCAAAACUUGAGGAGCUGGGGUUGUCUGGUGUUGGUGCGAAUAUGGUAACUGUAGGACCAGGGGGCCCCCAGCCUGGGAUGGGCAUACUAGCAAUGAUGGCUAGUAUUGGGGCAGUUCCUGGAGCUGGAGCACCUCCUCCUUAUCCUCAACUUGGAGCUGGAGCACCUCCUCCUCAUCCUCAUCUUCAACCUGGAGCACCUCCUCCUCAUCCUCAUCUUCAACCUGGAGCACCUCCUCCUCAUCACCAUCAACAUCAAACCACACAUGGUGUCAAUUUUCUUCCGAUAAACGAAGAAGAAAAUGGAAUAACAGCCAAUUCUCCUCUAAUUGAUAAAACUUCUAAAAAUGAGGUGAAUCCACCCAGUGAUGCUGAUAAUAAAAAUGCCUCCAAGCAUCUCUCAGAACCGGAAUCUCUUCAAGUUAAAAAGAUUGAAAAAUACUACCAUACAUUGUCUGACCGUACAACAGAAAUGAUAUUGCUGUAACGUUUACAAUUCAUUAUAGAAAAUUAUUUUGUCAAAUUGCAAUUUGACAAUUAUCGUUUUUGAAAAUGCACACUAAUGCUGCUUUUUUUAUGAAUUUUUACAUGGCAAAUACAACACAGCUUUUUUAUAAAUAGGUUAAUUUUAAACACCAAAAUUGGUUAAAUAUUUGGAAGAAUUUAUAAAUUGUUUAAGUAUAAUUUUUUAAGGUAGUAGUUUUUUUAUUUUCUGAAAAU